GCCGGACUCUUUUGUUGGAGGACACUUCCGCCUCCUAGCAAGACAGAUGCUGAACGAAGAAAGAACAGCUACGGUGCAUCAUUCCUGUGUUAAUAUUUACCUGCUUUUCAGGCUGGCGAAGGUUAACAAUGCUGUGCUAAUGACGCCAUUGAAGCUAACUUAGCAACCGGACCUUACAGAGCUAUGCUAAAAACAUUAGCUCUCCACCUACGCCAGCCAGCCCUCAUCUGCUCAUCAACACCCAUGCUCACCUGCGUUCCAGCGAUCGACGGAAGGACGAAGGACUUCACCCGAUGCGUUUGGCGGCCCGGAGACGUAGGAAGUCAAGACAUCCUUGAAGAACAUCCUCCUGAGCAGCACAAGUGGACCUCAAGGAUGGAGCAGGAAGAGGAGGAGCUGCAGUACACCCACAUUAAAGGGGAAGAGCAGGAUCCAAAGCAACCCCACAUUAAAGAGGAGGAGCCACAUACUUCUUACAAUAUGGAGGAGGAGUCACAGACCCCUGACAUUAAGGAAGAAAAUGAGUCACAGCUUUCCCUUCCACCACAGAGGAAGAGGAGUCAUACAUUUGCUCACAUUAAAGAGGAAGAGGAGGAACACGGCAUCAGUCAGGAGGGAGAGCAUAUUGAAGGAAUGGAGGAGGUUGAUGUCACCAAGAUGCCAUUGACUGGUGUGAUUGUGAAGAGUGAAGAUGAUGAGGUCAAAGGUGAAAGUGAGGAGAAGAAAGAGGCGGAGUCUCCAAGCAGCAGCUCAACUCAACACAUGACAACAGAAGCUGAUGGAGACCACUGUGGAGGAUCACAAGCAGACAAGCUCUUAGCUCCACUAUCAGAUAGUGACGACACAACGUCACACUUUCCUGACACUGAUGAUGAAGACUCUAAAGAUGAUAAGACAUGUCACACUGACAACACACGCUUUAAAUGUUCUCACUGUGACAAAACUUUUAAUCACAGAGGUAGUUUGAAAAGACACAUGAGAAUACACACUGGAGAAAAACCGUUUUCCUGCUCAAAAUGUGGUAAAGGUUUUGGCCAAAAAAAUGUGCUGAAAGAACACAUGAAGAUACACACAGGAGAAAAACCUUUUUCCUGCUCAGUAUGUGGUAAAUGUUUUGUACAGAGUCACAAUUUGAAAGUACACAUGAGAAUACACACUGGAGAAAAACCUUUUUCCUGUUCAGUCUGCGGUAAGGAGUAUGUACAAAGACAGAAUUUAAAAGAACACAUGAGAAUCCACACUGGAGAGGAACCUUUUUUGUGCUCAGUGUGUGGUAAAGGUUCGGCACGAAAAAGUAGUUUGAAACAACACAUGAGAAUACACACUGGAGAAAAGCCUUUUUCCUGCUCAGUAUGUGGUAGAGUUUUUGGCCAAAAAAAUGUGCUAAAUGAACACAUGAAAAUACACAGUGGAGAAAAACCUUUUUCUUGUUCGACCUGCGGUAAAUAUUUUGUACGAAGGCAUUAUUUAAAAAUACACAUGAGAACACACACCGGAGAAAAACCUUUUUCCUGCUCAGUAUGCGCUAGAGGUUUUGCACAAAAAAUUGCAUUGAAAGAACACAUGAAUACACACACCGGAGAAAAACCUUUUUCUUGUUCAACCUGUGGUAAAGGUUUUAUACAAAGUCAGUAUUUGAAAGCACACAUGAGAACACACACAGGAGAGAAAGUGUUUAGUUGCAGUGUGUGUGAUGAAAGAUUCUCUUAUGAGUACCAGUGUAAGAAACACACGUGUGCUGGUGAGAACAGCAGCAGCAAAUAAACUGUCAAACUUUAACUUUUUGAAAUUUUUAACAUCAGCACAUAACAUGUGUGUCAUCAUUUGUGUGUGUGUGUGUGUGUGUGUGUGUGUGUGUGUGUGUGUGUGUGUGUGUGUGUGUGUGUGUGUGUGUGUGUGUGUAACACAAACUUGUUAAUAUGCUUGUUCCAUUCAUAUUUCAGAUGAUUGAUUAUGUUCAGCUAAAAGUACAACAUUGUGUACUUUUCUUUUAAAAUGAACAGAACAAAUCGAAACAGAGUAAAUAGCACAAAACAAAUAUGGGUAUAUAUAUAUAUUCAUAAUUCACUUUUAUAAUUAUUCAUAAUAGUGUUCUUAAAUGUAUGGUGUGUGUUCUAUUUUUCAUUUCUAACUGUAAAUGAACUCCUUUACAUGGUAUACAUAUUUGUUUUACAUUUGUUCAUACCUUUGCUUUUGAGUACAUAUAAAUCCCUCUUAGUUCAUUUUUACUGGUUCACAUCUGAAACAUCUUCUGGGCCACGUCAUUUGAGUAGUUGUGUUUUAUACAAGAUAAUUUACUUUUAAUGUGUGUGGCUUUAUGAAUCAUUUGUUAGGUUUAGAUAAUCGAUUAUAUUAUCUUUAUUACUCUCUUUUGCAAUAUGAAUAUUGUUUUGUGAAUGUUUUAUAUAUAUAUGU
Molecule: messenger RNA, 2415 nt
Organism: Entelurus aequoreus (snake pipefish)
Lineage: Eukaryota; Metazoa; Chordata; Actinopteri; Syngnathiformes; Syngnathidae
Product: zinc finger protein OZF-like
Exons: 3
Coding region: 184-1764 (526 amino acids)
Biological process (GO): regulation of transcription by RNA polymerase II
Molecular function (GO): RNA polymerase II cis-regulatory region sequence-specific DNA binding; DNA-binding transcription factor activity, RNA polymerase II-specific
Source: RefSeq, a predicted model, not a curated record